Messenger RNA from Athalia rosae (coleseed sawfly), 484 nucleotides. It is a transcript of the gene ksh, whose product is annotated as protein kish-A. Bases 155 to 373 code for a protein of 72 amino acids. The transcript has 3 exons. NCBI's taxonomy places the organism in Eukaryota, Metazoa, Arthropoda, Insecta, Hymenoptera, Athaliidae. The record is from RefSeq and is a predicted model, not a curated record. Gene Ontology annotation, biological process: intracellular transport; protein secretion.
AACUCAUCACGUGGACAAAAAACAAACUUAUUAGCGGUGCGCUCGCUGCGUAGCUUCGAGCUGUCAGUUGUGGAAUUUUCAUGUAAUUUUAAUAAUCUGAAAAUAUAAACCAAAACUUGAUAUCACUCUUAAGAGUGUAUAAAAUUGUUAAAAAAUGUCUGCCCUUUUUAAUUUCCAGAGUCUCCUCACUGUUGUUCUACUGAUGAUUUGUACGUGCGCUUACAUAAGAUCCAUAGUACCCAGUAUAUUGGAUAGAAACAAAUCUGGAUUUCUGGGAACAUUCUGGAAAUGUGCAAGAAUUGGUGAACGAAAAAGCCCUUACAUUGCAUUCUUUUGCCUCUUCAUGGCAUUCAGUAUAUUAUUCUGUACGUGAGGCAUCACAUUUCAAUACAAUACAUGUAUGUAAUUUUAUGAUUGAAAUACAACUUAUGUAUCUAUAUUUUUUACUGGAAAUGAAAUAAACCAAGUACUAUCAAUAAAUAAA